This is a messenger RNA of Stegastes partitus (bicolor damselfish), 786 nucleotides long. RefSeq names its product BTB/POZ domain-containing protein KCTD1-like. Gene Ontology annotation, molecular function: transcription factor binding; transcription corepressor activity. Bases 10 to 786 code for a protein of 258 amino acids. NCBI's taxonomy places the organism in Eukaryota, Metazoa, Chordata, Actinopteri, Pomacentridae. Gene Ontology annotation, biological process: negative regulation of DNA-templated transcription; protein homooligomerization. The transcript has 4 exons. The record is from RefSeq and is a predicted model, not a curated record. Gene Ontology annotation, cellular component: nucleus.
AGCAGCAGUAUGUCGAGUCAGCAGCUGGCCUCUGUGUCUCCUGUGUCAACUCUGAGCUCCGCCGGCAUCCCCACACCUGCCCAGCUCACCAAGUCCAAUGCACCUGUCCACAUCGACGUAGGAGGACACAUGUACACCAGCAGCCUGGCCACACUCACGAAGUACCCAGAGUCAAGAAUCGGCCGGCUGUUCGAUGGAACGGAGCCCAUAGUGUUGGACAGUCUAAAGCAGCACUACUUCAUCGAUCGGGACGGACCCAUGUUCCGCUACAUACUUAACUUCCUCCGGACCUCCAAACUGCUCAUCCCUGAUGACUUCAAAGAAUACUCGCUGCUGUAUGAAGAGGCUACUUUCUUCCAGCUGGCUCCUCUGAAGGCUGAGCUGGAACGCUGGAGGACCGAGCGGGAAUGUGGGGGUGUGUGUCGCGAGUGUGAGUGUGUGGUGGUUCACGUGGCUCCAGAGCUCGGCGAGAGGAUCAGUGUGAGCACCCACCGGACGGUGAUUGAGGAGGUGUUUCCUGAGGUGAGAGAUGUCAUGUCCAAUUCCCUGAACACCAGCUGGAACCAGGACUCGGCGCACAUCAUUUGCUUCCCGCUCAAUGGCUACUGCCACCUCAGCUCAGUUCAGGUAUUGGAGCGGUUACAACAAAGAGGCUUUUGGAUCACAGGCUCGUGUGGCGGUGGAGUGGACUCUUCUCAGUUUAGUGAAUACAUUCUGCGGAGGGAGGUCCGAGGCAGCCGACACCCCCCAACACUCAUACCGAUCAAACAGGAACUCCUGGACUGA